GUCCCUGAAACCCGGCGGCGCGGCCCUCGUCCCCCUCCCCGCCCCCAGUCCGUCUCCUCGCUCCCGUCAGCCGUCCUCUUCGCCGCCGCCUCUGCUGUUCCUCAGGCGGCCCGGCCCGGCCCGCCCGCCCCGCGUCCCCUCCGGCCGGUGCCUCUCCCCCCGGCGGGCUGCCUGCAUGUCUUUGCUGCCCUCAGCCCCGCCGCCACCGCCGCCGCCGCCUCCCCCGCCGCCGCAGCACCAGCACCAGCAGCAGCCGCCCCGCCGCCGCCGCCGCCGUCGCCGCCCGGACCCCGGCGCGCUGAAUGCAGACUAAUAGGGAUGCCAAAGGAAAAAUAUGAUCCUCCAGAUCCUCGCAGAAUUUAUACCAUCAUGUCAGCAGAGGAGGUAGCCAAUGGGAAAAAAUCUCACUGGGCAGAAUUAGAAAUCUCGGGUAGAGUGCGGAGCUUAAGUACGUCACUUUGGUCAUUGACACACUUGACAGCACUGCACCUAAAUGACAAUUACCUUAGUCGCAUUCCACCUGAUAUUGCCAAGCUUCAUAAUCUGGUUUACCUGGAUCUGUCAUCCAAUAAACUCAGAAGUUUACCAGCAGAACUAGGAAACAUGGUGUCUCUCAGGGAAUUGCUUUUAAAUAACAAUCUGUUACGGGUUUUGCCUUAUGAACUUGGUCGGCUCUUCCAGCUACAAACUCUAGGUUUGAAAGGCAAUCCUUUAUCACAGGAUAUUCUCAAUUUAUACCAGGACCCAGAUGGAACCCGAAAGCUACUGAACUUCAUGCUUGACAAUCUUGCAGUUCAUCCAGAGCAGCUUCCUCCGAGGCCAUGGAUUACAUUAAAAGAACGAGACCAAAUUCUGCCAUCAGCAUCAUUCACGGUUAUGUGUUACAAUGUGUUAUGUGAUAAAUACGCCACCCGGCAGCUAUACGGCUAUUGCCCAUCCUGGGCAUUAAACUGGGAAUACAGGAAAAAGGGAAUUAUGGAAGAAAUUGUUAACUGUGAUGCAGAUAUCAUUAGUCUUCAGGAAGUGGAAACAGAGCAAUACUUCACUCUCUUUCUGCCAGCAUUGAAGGAGCGUGGAUAUGAUGGAUUUUUUUCUCCAAAGUCACGUGCCAAAAUCAUGUCUGAGCAGGAGAGAAAGCAUGUGGACGGUUGUGCAAUAUUCUUCAAAACAGAAAAAUUUACAUUGGUGCAAAAGCAUACAGUGGAAUUCAACCAAGUGGCAAUGGCUAAUUCAGAUGGAUCCGAAGCUAUGCUGAACAGAGUGAUGACAAAAGAUAAUAUUGGUGUCGCUGUGGUAUUAGAGGUCCACAAAGAACUAUUUGGAACAGGUAUGAAGCCUAUUCAUGCUGCAGACAAACAGCUGCUUAUAGUGGCAAAUGCCCACAUGCAUUGGGACCCAGAGUAUUCUGAUGUGAAACUCAUCCAGACCAUGAUGUUUGUCUCAGAGGUUAAAAACAUUCUGGAGAAAGCCUCCAGUAGGCCUGGCAGCCCAACUGCAGAUCCUAAUUCCAUCCCGCUGGUGCUAUGUGCAGAUCUUAACUCAUUGCCAGAUUCAGGUGUCGUGGAAUAUUUGAGCAAUGGAGGAGUAGCUGACAACCAUAAAGACUUCAAGGAACUAAGGUACAAUGAGUGUCUUAUGAACUUCAGCUGCAAUGGGAAGAAUGGAAGCUCAGAAGGGAGAAUCACACAUGGCUUCCAACUGAAGAGCGCCUAUGAAAAUAACUUGAUGCCUUACACCAAUUACACCUUUGAUUUCAAAGGCGUGAUUGACUACAUUUUCUAUUCCAAGACUCAUAUGAACGUGCUUGGUGUCCUGGGGCCUUUAGAUCCUCAAUGGCUGGUUGAGAACAACAUCACUGGGUGUCCACACCCUCACAUCCCUUCAGACCACUUCUCACUGUUAACACAACUUGAACUCCACCCUCCACUUCUGCCUCUUGUCAAUGGUGUUCACUUGCCUAAUCGGAGGUAGUGGAGUACUGCCCCGCAAAGACGGGGGGAUCUGUUGCUAUGGACCUGUACAGUUGUAAAUCAAAGUAUGUAGGAGUGAAGUAUGGCCAUCCUUAAGCUGCUUCUUCAGGUUCCUUUCAUUAUGUGUUUGCUCUAAGAUUUUGUACAUUUUUGUGCAUAUUGGUAUCAUUUGGCACUAGGGCUGGAACCAAAGUAUUACUCUUUCCAAAUUUUUAAUUUAACAUGUUUUUAAAUUGGACCUCCUUCAUAGUAUAUUAGGAGUCAACAUUCAUAAGUAAUAAAUCACCAAUUCAAGGCCCAACAAGCAUGUGUUUUUCCAAAACAAAUAACUUUCUUUUGAAUGGUUUCAAAUGAGCCAACCAUUUUUGUAAAAGACAAUUUUUAAAAACUAAAAAGACGACACUUUAAACUGAAUGAUGGCAUGCCUUACAGGAAAAAUUUCUUGGAUUUCUGUUUUCCAUUAUAACAAAACUGAUUUUUGGCUCCCCUAGUCUUUUGCACAUUAACAAAGCACUUAAAUUUGCUAGAUCUGUACAUAAACUAUGAUACAGCCUUUAACCAUAAUAUGAAAAAUAGAGAAAUUAAAGAUGGUUGCACAAUAUGCUUUUGAAAUCAAACAUUUGACAGCACAUGACAGUUUGUUGGGCAAGUGCUGGUUAUUGUUUUUUUUUUUUUUUUGAGGAAUCACUCUGUAUCUAGUUCCUCUAUUAGUUAUAACCUCAUUAGAAGUAUUAAUUUUAAGCCUUUCUCUCCAGUUUAUUUAUUGGGAAACAGUGGGUAAUUUUUACUGCCACAUAUCUUGAAAAUAGAAUUUGUUAUAUUUAGGAUGCCCACAAAAUUAGUGUCCAGUAUUUUUCAUUAUUCUCAUCCACCUUUUUCUGCCUGGUUGUGCUAGAGAAACAGGUAUUAUAUGAUCUGUAUAAUUUUUGCUGUUAUAGUCAAAUGUUUUAAAAACAAACAACUACUGAAUGAAAAGGCCCUGAUCAAAGUUUUAAAAGGGAAAAGCGAUACAAAUAUCUCAUUUGUUUCCUGAAGUAGGACAAGUGGCUAUUGGUUUUGGCUUUUUGAAGUAACAAUGGAAAGGAUUUGGGGGGGGGGAGAGAACAGGGAGUAGCUGAAAACCUCUGAUCAUUUUUCCUGACUCUAGUUGCCAAAUGGCCAUUAUAUGCUUUUAAUCUUUGUUUCCGUUGUCUGUCAGGGUUGAAUUAAGAAGCUACUGGUUUAUUCCCAACUGUUGAUGCUCUUUAGAAAUGUUGGAAUCCUUUUUUUGCCCAGGAGGGGCCAGUUGAAAAUGUGUGACUCAAGAGGCAGUUAACGUAAUACCGUUUUCUGGGGGAAAAAUUGGUUGGCUACUUGAUGUUAAUUAUGGCACAGUUAACAGGAAAAGGUUGUGUCUGUGUUUUUAAGUUUUUCUUUAUUCUGCUUUUUUGCUGCUAUAAGAGUUUUCUGAAAUUUAUAUUUUAAACUUUUCAUGCACUUUACUGUUUCUAGUCUCAAAAUGUGAUAUUUUUAAUAAACAAGAAAUUUUCCAUUAUGUGAAUGAAAUUUUAAAAGAAAAUAGCCUAUAUUUGUGUCUCACUAAUAUAUAAAGUACAGGUCAAAUUUAAAUUAUUUAAUUAGUUUUAAAUAUAUACAAUUUGCCUCUUCUUUCAAACCUAACAUCUUAGGCUGUUUUAUUAGUCUUAAAUGAUGCAUUUCCUUUGGUCAUUUUAUACUAAUUUCUUCCAUAGUAAAUUAAUCAGGCUAUAUAAGAUAAUAUUUCCCCAGAAGGAUAAUUUUAGUGGGACGAGGGUGGUGGGAUGAUGUAAUGUCAUAAUGGGAUUGCAUCAGAAGGGUUCUGUAAAGCCUAAAACUCCCUUUUAAAAGUGCCUAGUGAUAGAGGCGUUGUUUGUCAUCUAUUAUAAUUGGAAUGUCAUUGUCGUUGAGUGAAGUUUGAUGUAAAUAAAAUAUUCUUUUAAAAAUGGUAAAGUACCAGAAUAAACAAACAAAUAAACAACCCUUAAGGUGACAGAUUUUCCUCAAUGUGCAGGUAUCCCUUCUUAUAUACCUCAAACAUUCAACAUCUAGCCAUGCAAAUUAAUUACCUGAACCAUAGUACUGGAAAGUAGAAUAGCAUGAAAAACUUAAUUUUGUGGACAUUACCUUUUUUUGUAAUCAGCUACUGUAUGUUUUAUUUGAAAUCUUUUGUUUUGGGUGGGUUUUCUGCUCUGGAGGUAUAUGCACUAACAAAACAUUUUCCUCCUUUCAUAUACGCAUGUUAAUUAGCAAUGUGAGCAAUAUUUCCUACCAUACUUCACUCCCAAUAUUUUUUGAGAUGUUUGUAUAAAAUGGAAUUUAAAGUUCACUUAUGAUUGUAUAUGAACCACAGAGGAGCCCAUUUAUUAAUAAAAAACUUUUUUAAUAGUUAAAUGUAGAGGGGAAAAAAUAAAAAAAAUUGGGAAACAUUGUAAACAGCUUAAGUUUAUUUUGUGUAUGAUCGAGGCACUCUGUUGCAGGAAGGUGUGUAAUUGGGUUCUCUCUGCUUCCAAAUGCACUCUUUCAAACCAUUCAUUAUCCUGUGUAUUUUUAAUGUGGUUUUAGUAAAUGUUGGUAGUAGCUCUGUUGAAGUAGGUAAUUGUGUUAUGUUUUGGGUGGCACACACACUUGGGGCAUGGUAACCCAAAUUUCAUGUGCACGGUUUCCCUUUAGCCCACUGCCCAAAUUUCACACACCUUUCACCCUUUGUUCCCUUUGUAAAAGGAGUGGUAUCUGUUUUGAGCUGCCAAUUCAGAUGAUCAGAAAUGCUGCUCUCCUCAGUAUUGUCUUGUUAAAACGCAUGCCAUUUGGAACUUUGGCAGUGAGAAGCCAAAAGGAAGAGGUGAAUGACAUACGGUAUAUAGUCAAUGAAAGUAAAUAUUUAUGCUUAUAUACUUUCUAGUUCUCAGAAUAAGUUUAAUAAGCUUUAUGCCAUAGGGCUGCUGCAUAUUUUAUCUGAAGUUAAGAGAAAAUUUGGGCAUUUUUAGGUUGUGAUAAUGUGGUUUUUUUUUUUAACUGUUAAAUAUGAUUUCUGGUACUUGUGUAAGAACUGGAGUGUUCUUUAAAUUUAUUAAAACAGUGUUGUUUGAGGAAGGGAAAACUGCACUGUUUGCUAUUACAGCAGUCAUACAAGUGCAUGUCAAGUCACCCACUCUCUCAGGCAUCAGUAUCCGCCUCAUAGCUUUACACAUUUUGAUGGGGAAUAUUGCAGCAUCCUCAGGACUGACAUCUGGGAAAGGCUCAAAUCCACUUACUGCUCCUUGCUUGUUGACUUUGUUUUAAAAUAUUGUGCCUGGUGUCAACUUUUAAGCAACAGCACUGCCUAAAAGCAAGCAGAGAACAGAAUCCCAGCACCAUUCUAUAGGCAACUUUUUAGAAUUCAGAUAAUAGUAAAUCUGUUCAAGAUUUAUGAUGUUUUAUGUAAAAAAAAUUUUGUACAACGUAGCUGAAUAUUUUUGUUUCAUUUCUUUGAUGUAAGGCGUGUGAACGUUUGUUUGGAUAUCACAUGUAAAAGUCAGGUAAUGGCACAAUGGGUUUUGAGACCAGCUUCCCUUCCCCCCCAUUUGCCUUGUUCCAAGCUCUUUCUUUUCAUAUUACUUUUCUGAUUUUCAUAGGCAGAUAUUUAAUUUUACUAACAAGCAUCCUGUGUGAAUGUAUUAAAGAAGCCACUGUGUUUUAGUGUUGUAGUUUGCAGAAAUAUAAAGCUUCGUUUCUUAUUUGUCCCUAUUAUUUGGUGUGUUAUGGUUAUGUAUUGAAUCACAGAGAAGGGAGAAAGCUGAAAGGAUACCUAAGGCUCGUAUCACUUGAUUCUAUGGUGGGUUGUAUUAGAAUUGGGGAUGUGGCACAUUAAAACUGGAACAUGGGCAAACAUAACUGUGUUCCAUUUUAAAAUUGUAUCUCCUAAGUAUCUGUUGUUAAGUGGGCAAAAAAUUGUUUGUAUUUGCAUUUCCAAGAGUUUCUAAAAAUCACAAAUGCCAUCUAUACUUCCAAAUCAAAUAGCAAGAAGUAGAGAAAGCACAAGACAAAAUAGGUUAAGUAAUGUUCUUUGAUGGAACGAGAGGCAUAUGGUUUUCAUUCCUAAUACAGAGCUAGGUUUUCUAGCAAAUUGAUUGUGUCCCAGUACUUACAGUACUUAUUUGUUUUUAAGUCUUAUAUUCUGAGAGAUUUUAAUAGCUUUGUAAAAUGCACUGACUGAGCAGUAGCUUUGGUCACAGAAAACAUAAUCAGUUUCUGAUACAUUUGGCAGGCCAUAGAAUAAUGGUUAUAUAGCAAGCAGUGACUUUAUGGCACGUUUUCAAAGUAGCACUCAUAUAUACUUAUAUUUUGACAGAAAUGUGAAUUCUCACGUUUAUAAGGUACUCUCCGACCUGCCCUGCCCUUUAAAAAAAAAAAUCAACUUUCUAAUGUGUAAAUGUUUAAUCUUUUCCUUCUGAAUUAUAUCAUGUUUGUAGAACUCUGAGAAUUACAGGUAGACAAAUUAGCUGGGAAAAGUAGAGUAUUUUUCUAAGCCAGGAACUUCAACUAAAGUUUUCAAUUUGUAGACAGAUGAGAACUUUUAUACUUAACGGUUGCUUUGAGUGAUUUUAAUUUUUUUAAGGCAUCAUGAUCACCAAAUUCAAAUUGAAACUUAAGUAAAUUAGUACAUCUUUAACCUGGCUUAUUUACCAAAGUUGUAAUCUGUUUAAGAACAGGAUGCCAAGAGCAUCUUUCAUUUUACAGAAUGAUUUGGAAAUCUGUGUUGUGUAAGUGUCAUCCUAAAGCUUAAGGGUAAGAAGAAAAAAGAAAGCUCUUAUACAUAUACUGCAGGGUGUUCUGAAUAAGAUCCACAAAAAAGAAAACAAAAAAUAGUUCUUUUCAGGAAGGUGGUAAGGGAGAGCAUGCAUGUUUUCUUAUUUUAACCAAAUACCUUCUUUAUGUAAGUUUCUCUGUUGAAUUACUCAAGUCCUACGGCAAGAAGUUAGGGAGAUAUUAGGAAAAACAAGCUUUGUUAAACUACUUAAUAAUUUCUUUUGGCAUAAGUUUGUUUGGGUUAUUCUUGGAACCAAAGGAAAACAAGCAUGUUGGGGCUUUAUUCAACAUACAUUAUGACAUUGAAGUAAUGGAAUGUUUUUAAGUAAAAUAGAUUUUACUUUCAAAGCAUAUGAAAUAAGGACAUUUCUGCCUAUUAAAUGUUCAUUUUUUAUGGCACUUAGUAUAAACUCAGUAGCAUUGUCCCAAAAUUAGAAAUUGUGUUAUCAGAAACCAUAAAUCACAUUUUGAAAAGGGUAUGUAAAUGCCAAAUGAUAUGACUCUUUUGGGCAUAGUAGCUUGGUACGUGCAGCUUUCAGAGACUUUAAGAAGGCAUAGUUUGGCACCUAUUAGUAGUACUUUUUGUUACAACAAUCUCUCCAGAUUUAGAUAAUUUUCCUACUUGUAUAUCUGUCACUUUUAAAUCUAAAAGCAUACGAAUCAUGAUAACCCUCAGAAGUGGUCCUUUCUUGCUCGUUUCAGCUUUGUGUUAAUUUCUAGUUACAUGACAUAACUGUAUUUUCUUUGACGCUAUCAAUGGUUAUAUGUACCACAUUUGUUUAAUUAUCUUAACUCACACAAUUGGCUCAGCGUUGAUGUGUCAAACAAUGGCUUUGCUUCUUAACAGGCUUAGUUUCCUACUACUUGUUUCAGUCUUGAUACAAUAAGUGAUGCAGUAGUCUGGGUGUGUAUGUAUUGAGAAGCUGUACUGUUCUUUCUCUGCUUAACUUACUAAAAAUAUAUUCCCUUACCUGUGAAAUUCCUGAGCGGUGCUCUGCCAACUUUUUUUGGGGGGGGUGGGGAGGAGUUUGGAUGGCUGUAUUACUGCACACUGGAUCUGGAAUUGUUCAGUGUUGUGAGUGGCAAAUUUCUUAAACACCAGCAGCACUGAGAAGUGCACUAUGGGCAUUCGUACAGUUGUCCAAAUGCAAGCAUUUCUUUCAUCUAGGAGAAGUUGAGAAAUAGCGUUCAUUGGAGUACUUGGAAUAUUUUGAGGAGGAUGAGCAUUUCAAACUUUGGCUUUUUUUUUUUUUUUUAACCUCUGGAUGUGGGGUGGUAUGGAGGGAGGUGUUUUUUGUUUUUUUAAGAGAAAGAGUGUGUCUGUACCUUCUCUUUCAUAAAGGCCAGGGUGUUGGUCAUAUUCACUAUGGUUCUAUUGUGAUUUCUUUCAACCAUAAAAGAAGUGCCAACUGAAUGUCCAUGAGAUGAUCUACUCUUCAACUCAAUUUACCAUUUGAAUAGGGAAGGGUUCAUUUAUUUUCAUUAUUUGGCAUUAAAUUAAUAAUUCAUUGUUUUGCAUACAUUUGAGUUAUUCUGUGGCCUAUAAAGUGUUUUUGUAACUAAUGUAAUGGUUGGAAAGCAAAACACUUCAGUUUAAAACUUAGCAAGAUAUUUUGGUAAUUUUUCCCCUGAAUACGUGGGAAUUUCUAUUGAUACUAUUCCAGAACAAAUUCUCCUGUUUCAGGUUGUAUAUUUACUUUGUGUUCAUCCUAAGAAAAAGCCAAGCACUAAAUCAAUUUGUUAACUGUGUUCCAGUAAUCAGUUUAAAAUCUAAUAUUUUCUUUUUCUUUCUUUUUUUCAUUCAUUCUCUUUUUAAUUAGAAGACGUGAUGAAGUGCCAUGUAAUUGUAGCUUACUAGUGUUUAAUGUUUAAUAGACUGGUUCUGUGGUGGUUUAAUCAUUUAACUCUCUGUCAUCCUUGGAGAAGGUGGUUCUGCCCUUAACUGAACACAUUCUCUCUGACAAAAUCACCAGCUGCUUUAUUUUUCUAUUUAUUACAUUUAAACAGUUGAUGAGGUCUGAAACUUGACCAAACUGCUCAGCUGAGAUGUUUUUCACAAUAGACACUGUACAAAAUGUGCGUGCAAAAGGACACAGUUGGGUGGUAGUAUUUUUUCAUUAAUGUGAACAUUGACUAAACAAAGCAGUCCUGCCUUUUAAAUCUUGUGGCAGCUCAGAAGGGAGGUGCUUAAGAACCUUAACUACUAUGUCAGAUGACAAAAUAUUUUUUCCAUUUUGGAGAUUGGGUACUGCUCACACAUGAUGUAUAGGGCUAAAUAUAUGCUUGUUUCCUUGCACCUGUGUACUUCCUCUUCUCUCCCUCCCUUUCCUUCCCCUGUAGGCAAUAAAUGGCCAUUUUGCAACUGCA
Callorhinus ursinus (northern fur seal) is the source of this 9140-nucleotide messenger RNA. RefSeq names its product CCR4-NOT transcription complex subunit 6 like (gene CNOT6L). The record is from RefSeq and is a predicted model, not a curated record. NCBI's taxonomy places the organism in Eukaryota, Metazoa, Chordata, Mammalia, Carnivora, Otariidae. Gene Ontology annotation, molecular function: poly(A)-specific ribonuclease activity; protein binding.